AUGAAAAUAAUCAAAAAAAAUGUUAAGUACAUUUUUCUCCAAACGACAAAAAGAAAAAUAAAUGUAGAAAAACAAAAAAAUAAUGAAACCAUUGUAAGCAUUUUAAUUGAUAAACUAAUUAAAAUAAAACAUAAAAAUGAAUUUUAUAAAUGUACAUCAUAUUACCAUUUUUUAUUUAAUAAAUAUGUUAAAUAUCUUUCUAUAAAUGAUUGUUUAAAAUUAUAUUAUUUACAAAAUAAAAAUUCUUCUUAUAUAUACAACACCAGAUUACUUACACAUAUAUGUAGAUAUAUUAAUAAUACAUCAAUUAAUAUUAUUUUAAAUUUUAAAAAUGAAGAUAUUAUAGAUUAUAUAUAUAAUUGUAAUAUAUAUAAAUAUAAGUAUUUUUUUCAAUCAGAAUAUUAUAACUUUAUUUAUAACAUGUUAUUAUUAUGUUCACUCAGGUUUUGUUAUCCUAUUCUUCUUGAAGAACUUUUUUGUAAGAACUAUAAAGAGGAAGAACAGAAAGGAGAGAAAAAUAGAAUAAAUCAAAUAAACAGAACAAACAAAAAUAAUAAAAGAAACAAUAUAAAUGUGAAGUUAAAAAAUUUAUAUAUAUAUUAUAACAAAUUAAAUGAUAUUGAUAUAUCACAAUAUAUUUCUAUGAAAGGAUAUCAUAAAUCAGACUAUUAUAGAGACAAUAAUAUAUUAAACAGAGAUAAUAUCAAUCUAUUUAUAAAAUUAUAUAAAUGUUUUAGUAUAAAUCAUAUAUAUCCAUUUAUCUUCUUAAAUCAAUAUUUAUAUAACCAUUAUAUUGUAUACACACUAAAAAAACAAACACAAAAAUGUAUACAUAAUUUAAUAUCUUCCAAUUUAAGAUCAAGGGAUGAUUUUAAACAAAUAAAUUGCUUGAAUUAUGAUAAAACUAUAGAAUAUCUAAAAAUAGAUUACCUCAUAGAAUUAAUGUUUUAUUUAUCAAAAUGUAAUUUAUAUUUUUAUUAUGAAUCUUUUUUAUGUACUUAUUUUUAUAUCAUCUCUUUAUAUAUCUGUAAAUUGAAGAAUGAUAUAAAUUUAACAAAUUUUAGGGUACCCAAUAUUAAUAAUGGCCAUAAUGAAAAAAAAAAUGAAAAUCAAUAUAUCCUACAUAAUAAUAAUAAUAUGGAUAAUUUCUAUUAUAUAAAUAUCAAUAUUGAUAAUAUGAUUACUAGUUUUAUAAAUUAUCUCUCUUCAUCUUAUACUUACAGAAAUAUUAAAAGAAAUAAUAAUACAACUCCAUCCGUUAUUUUAUGUAUAUAUCUUUGUUUAGGUUUGUUUUCUUUAUUUCCAUAUAUACAUAAUUUAUUCUUUAAUUUAAAUGUUACAUAUAAUAAUUACUCAAAGGAGAGUUUAUCAAAGGACCAAGGAUUUAUUCUUAUAAAUACAAUAGAAGACUUAUAUUUGAAAAAGGCAUCAUUUAUAAAAAAGUGCUUACUUCUUAUAUAUAUUAUAAAUACAAUUAUAAUUCCUCAUAUACAAAAAAAUGUUCUUAUAUUUAAUGAUAAAAAAUAUCAAAGUGUGUUAAAUGAAUAUAUAAACCAUUACAAAAAUAAUAUAAAAGAAAAAAGAAUGGAAACACAAAAUUGUAAUGCUAUAAAUAAUAUAUAUAAUAUAUAUAAAAAUUCAGAUCAACCAAACAAAUAUGGGCACGAACAUUUAUCAUAUUAUUUAAUAAAUAAAAAUAUUAAAUUAUUCAUAUAUCUAUUAUGUUCAAAAAAUAAUAAUAUUUUUAAUUUGAUAAAUUUCUCAUAUCUGAAAUUAUUAUGCAAUCAAAUGAAUUACUAUAUAGAUAAUUGCUUUAUUAAAAAUAACAAAAGUUCUGAAAUUGAAAAAGAUAUAUUUUACAAUUUAAAUGAAUAUAUAACAAAUCGGUAUCCCACCUAUAUAUGUUCAAAUAAUAUUAAUGAACACAUCCCUAUAUUUUUUACAAUAGACAUAAUUAUAUAUAAAAGGAAAACAUAG
Messenger RNA from Plasmodium adleri (nom. inval.), 1977 nucleotides. Its product is annotated as conserved Plasmodium protein, unknown function. NCBI's taxonomy places the organism in Eukaryota, Apicomplexa, Aconoidasida, Haemosporida, Plasmodiidae. Bases 1 to 1977 code for a protein of 658 amino acids. The transcript has a single exon. The record is from RefSeq and is a predicted model, not a curated record.